This is a messenger RNA of Ostertagia ostertagi, 426 nucleotides long. The record is from the annotation of a GenBank genome assembly. NCBI's taxonomy places the organism in Eukaryota, Metazoa, Nematoda, Chromadorea, Rhabditida, Trichostrongylidae.
AUGUACGAGAUUUCAGAAACGUGCGUGUCGGUGGAUAUGCACGGCGCGGAGAUCAAGAAUAUUGAAGGAACAGAAGCACCGUUGGCAGCUGUCGAAAGUAGCAGUGAUGACGAUUCAGACUUCGAAGACGAAGAUGACGCGGGAACUUCAAUGCAAUGGUCGUCCACAAUAAUAGCACAGAAUCAAUUCGUUUUCGACGAUACCAACAAUCAAACGGCAUCAUAUGUACCACCGAAACCCAGUCUCGUUGCAGUUGAUGGUCCUAGACGGUCAACCAGAAGGAGAUGCGUCAUGUGCUACAAGAAAAUGACAAGGUCCCAGUCUACUCCAUAUGCCAGAUCUCAUGCUCCACGAAUACUCUUCAGAAGUCACGAGGAUGUCCGAUUGUUCAUAAUUCAAGAGAAAUAUGAAGCAGUGAAAAAAUAA